This is a messenger RNA of Ochlerotatus camptorhynchus, 2664 nucleotides long. RefSeq lists its product as uncharacterized. Bases 1 to 2664 code for a protein of 887 amino acids. The record is from RefSeq and is a predicted model, not a curated record. Lineage: Eukaryota; Metazoa; Arthropoda; Insecta; Diptera; Culicidae. Gene Ontology annotation, molecular function: zinc ion binding; nucleic acid binding. The transcript has a single exon.
AUGCUCGUCUCGCGGUACAGCAACAGUAAGCAGCUUAAGAAACGCCAGAUACAAACACUCUUCGAUCUACCUACGCUGGCUAAGGAAUCAGUUGCUGAUUUGCACAAGCUGGUGGAAGGUUUCCAACGUGCCGUACAAACAUUAGAUCAAAUAAUUCAACCUGUGGACUACAAGGAUCUCUUGUUGGUCAAUCUUCUCAUCUCGCGGUUGGAUCCUGUGACAAGACGAGGGUGGGAGGAAUCCUCGGCAAGCAAAGAUCAGGAAACGCUCAAGGAUUUGACAGAAUUUCUCCAGCGACGUAUUGGAGUUCUAGAAUCGUUGCCAGCACGGACGACAGACUUCAAGGGAUUGCAAAAACCAUCGUCAUCGUCAGCUUCGGUGAAACAACGAUUGCCGAUCGUGAAGACAAGCUUCAACACAGUCCAGGAACCUCGGAAGGGCUGCGUUAGUUGUUCGGCAGAUCAUCUCCUAUUCCAAUGCCAGGUUUUCCAGCGAAUGGCUUCAUCCGAUAAAGAAGCAUUGCUGCGUUCUCAUGGUCUGUGCCGAAACUGCCUCAAACAAGGUCACCAGGCAAGGGAGUGUCGAUCGAAAUUCUCGUGUCGGAAGUGUACGGGACGCCAUCAUACGCUUGUCUGCUUCAAACCAGAUGCGAAGGGUGGAGCUGCUUCGAAAACCAUUAGCAAUGAAUCUUCCAAUCAUCCAGAUGGACCAGAUGGAGAUGCUUCAUCACCUCAGGUGGCAAACAUGGCAGCCACCGACGUUACAAUUUCUACGUCGUCCAAUAGUUACUCGUCGCAAGCAGUGUUGGCAACUGUGGUCCUUAUCAUCGAGGAUGACCACGGCAAUCAAUAUCCAGCACGAGCUCUUCUGGAUUCAGGCUCGGAGAGCAACUUCGUCACUAAGCAGUUGAGUCAACGACUGAAGGUAGCCCGAGAAGCUGUGAGCAUUUCCGUCGUUGGAAUUGGUGAAGCAGCAACCAAGGCAAAGCAGCGAAUCCAAGCAGUGGUGCGAUCGAGAGUGUCAGGCUUCUCUCGAGAACUAAAUUUCCUGGUAUUACGAAGAGUGACCGCAAAACUACCCACGAUUUCCAUCGACACUACGGGAUGGAAAAUUCCACAAGGCAUCGAAUUGGCAGAUCCGUCGUUCUUUGUAUCGAGGAAUGUGGACAUAGUGCUUGGCAUUGAGACGUUCUUCGAAUAUUUCGAGACGGGUCGUCAGUUAUCGCUGGGCAAACAGCUACCAAUGCUAGCCGAAUCGGUAUUCGGAUGGGUAGCCUGCGGAGGAACUCCAUUAGCUGGUCGACAGCCGAUCACUUGUAACGCGUCGGCUUCGAAUGAUCUGGAAGAGAUGGUGGCUCGAUUUUGGUCCUGCGAGGAGGUCGAGUCAUCACGGGCCUAUUCACCAGAACAAACUCGCUGCGAAUCACUGUUCACCCAGGCAGUACAACGUGACGCAGAUGGACGAUAUACUGUUCCAAUACUGAAGGAUGGAGACGAAUUUCAACGGCUGGGCGAGUCAAGGGACAUAGCGUUUCGACGUCUCCAAGGCACGGAACGAAGGCUGGCAAAGGAUGCCAGUCUACGGCAACAGUAUACAGCUUUCAUGGACGAAUACCUCGCAUUAGGCCACAUGCGUAAAGUAGACGAAUCACAAGAGACGGUUAAGCGCUGUUACCUACCGCAUCACCCGGUGGUCAAGGAGGCUAGCACCACCACCAAGGUUCGCGUUGUCUUCGACGCGUCCUGUAAGACGUCUACAGGUAUUUCGCUCAAUGAUACGCUACAUGUUGGACCUGUAAUACAGCAGGAUCUACGGUCGAUCAUAAUGCGCUGUCGGAUAAAGCAAAUCAUGCUGGUGUCUGACAUCGAAAAAAUGUUCCGUCAGAUCAACAUUCGACCAGAAGACAGACCACUGACAUGUAUUCUCUGGCGGCCUCGUCCAACCGAUGAGGUCACGACGCACGAGCUUGGCACAGUUACGUACGGAACCAAAUCAGCACCGUUCCUGGCAACGAGGACGCUGCAUCAGCUUGCGACGGAAGAAGAAGAUCGAUUCCCGCUGGCAGCGAAGGCAAUCCGCGAAGACACGUAUAUGGAUGACGUGAUCACAGGUGCUGAUACAAUCGAGGAGGCAACUGAUCUACGAAAAGAACUCGUGGACAUGCUGAAGGGUGGAGGAUUUCGACUUCGGAAGUGGGCCACCAAUCAAUCGGCGACAUUGCAAGGACUUUCUGAAGAGGAACUUGCGAUUCGACUCACGGAAGGGAUCAACUUGGAUCCAGAUCCAUCAGUCAAGACGUUGGGACUUACUUGGAUACCCUCUACGGAUGAGUUUAGGUACCAAUUCAGCAUUUCACCACUCGAUCCCAGCGAAUCACUUACCAAGCGCAAGAUUCUGUCAACGAUAGCAGGACUAUUCGACCCAACAGGUUUCCUGGGACCCACAAUCCUCUCUGCCAAGAUCUUUCUUCAACAACUGUGGGCAUGGCGAAACGAAGAUGGUAUCGGACUAGAUUGGGAUCAGCCUGCGCCUUCAACGGUGGGUGAGCGUUGGCAGAAAUUCCAUGAGCAACUCCCGCGACUCAAUCAAAUUAUUAGUCGCUGCGUAAUCACUCCCAGACCAGUGAGCGUUCAGAUACAUUGCUUUUCGGACGCUUCCGAGUGA